Pseudopipra pipra is the source of this 6483-nucleotide messenger RNA. RefSeq names its product activin A receptor type 2A (gene ACVR2A). The record is from RefSeq and is a predicted model, not a curated record. The transcript is spliced from 12 exons. Bases 1761 to 3326 code for a protein of 521 amino acids. Gene Ontology annotation, biological process: cellular response to growth factor stimulus; protein phosphorylation; activin receptor signaling pathway. NCBI's taxonomy places the organism in Eukaryota, Metazoa, Chordata, Aves, Passeriformes, Pipridae. Gene Ontology annotation, molecular function: ATP binding; activin binding; activin receptor activity. Gene Ontology annotation, cellular component: plasma membrane; activin receptor complex.
GGAGGGGGAGGCGGAGAGGAAACAAAAACAAUCGCCCGGGCGCCGCCAUCUUGGGCCGGUUCUCCGCACGCCACUCGGGUGAAUGGGUAGAUAUGAGAUUACCACGGCGGAGCAGCGGCAGCGGGGCACCCACGGCUGUUCUGCGCUGCCAGCCACGCUCGGCGGGCUCUAGGCACGGCCGGCGCCGCCCGGAGAGAACCCCCCGGCUCGGCCUUUCCGCCCCUAAGCUGCACUGCUGGAGGGACAAAGUUGGGCUGAGCCGCGCUGCCUCCGCCGCCCGGGAGACCGGGGAGCUGAGCCGGGGUCAGAGUUAGGGGAGAGGGCGAGCAGGGCAGCGCGCCCCGCUCCGCCGUGUGGGAGGCGCGGGGGGAAGGCGCUGCCUCCCCGCCCCUGCCGUGUCCUGCUGCUCCUCGCUCCGCGCAGGAAAAGGAAAAAGAGGAGGAAAAAAACGAGGCGACAACCGGAUCGAGCUCGGAGGGGUGGGUUUGGUGGAGGGUCCGUGUGAGCAGCGGCGGGGCGGCCGGGAGGAGAUGUGUCCGUGAGGAGCGUGGAUCCAUUCAGGACCCGUGAAUCUUGGAUCCAGCCCGGACCCUUGAGGAGCCUGGAUCCAGCCCGGCCCCGUGAGGAACGUGGAUCCAGCCCGGCCCCGUGAAUCCCGGAUCCAUUCAUCCUGUGAGGCACAGCCCCGCUCGCCUCCUCCCUUCCAAAGAAGCCCAGCUCUCCUGGAAGGAAGCUCGGCGCUCCAGCAAGGAUUUGCCACAAAGAAUAUACCACCCUCCUCCUCCUCCCCCAGCGCCUGGAUACUGCAUUUCUUUUAUUUUAUUUUUUUUUUCUCCUACCCCCCUCCCCAGUCGCUCCCGUGUGUUUAAAAAACCAAAUAUAGCCUCUUUGCGGGGGGAGGGGAUGGAAAUCUCCUAGAAGGAUUGGAAAUCUUGCCGGGAUUCGGGAGCGCUGGAGAAGGACGGCGGAGCCGGGGGGAUGCGCUGCUCUCGCCGCCUGGCCAAGGACUAGAGCUUUGCCCCUUCCCAAAGGUUGGUUUGGUACCAAACUGUUGGUUUUUUCCUCGGCUGGGCUGCGCGAAAUCCCUCAGCGGUAUUAAAGAGAAAACCCACGUGUGGCUGGUUUUUAAGGUAGUUUUUUUAUUUUCUCGUCGAGGAACUGACAGAACUUCCUCCCUUCGCCCCGAGGUUUGGAACUGGAAUGGAGCUGCUUUUCUCCCAAACACUACAAGGUGUGUGAGGAGGGGGAGGCAGGACGAAAACAUCGUGUGGACUCAUCCCGGCCCGACCCCCCGACAUCCACGAGGGAUGAUCCUGCACGGCGCUUGAUGUGGAAAACACUUGGAGACUCAGAGACUUCGUCGUGUCCAGCAGCUUAAUUCUUGACUUAUUUUCUUCUUGUUUUGGUUUUUUUUUUUUCUUUUUUUUUUUUUUUUAAGUGGAUUCGUAGCAUUACUUUUGCGAAUUGAAUUUUGCCACCGUUUGUACAGAAGCCAAAUGACACGUGUGUUUUGAAACACGGUUCCAAAUAUAUUUAUCCCUCCCUCGACCCGGAUUCUCUCUAGAAAGAGCCGCGGGGAGGUCGUCAGUGUCUAAACAAACCUGAUUUUAGUGUUUUCUGAACACUACCUGCUGCAGAGAUGUUGCUAUAAAUUGCUUUAUAACGGUUCAGCAAGAAGGGAGAUUUUUUUUUUUCCAGCUUGCAGGACCCAGGAAACUGGAUACUUAAAAGUCACUUAAAUGUUUUAACAGCGUUGGAAAAUGGGAGCUGCUACUAAGUUGGCGUUCGCUGUUUUUCUUAUCUCUUGUUCAUCAGGUGCCAUCCUCGGCAGGUCAGAGACCCAGGAGUGCAUCUACUACAACGCCAACUGGGAGAAGGAUAAAACCAACCGGAGCGGGAUCGAGCCUUGUUACGGGGACAAAGAUAAGAGGAGACACUGCUUUGCCACGUGGAAGAACAUUUCUGGCUCCAUUGAGAUCGUGAAGCAGGGCUGCUGGCUGGAUGACAUCAACUGCUAUGACAGGAAUGAUUGCAUCGAGAAGAAGGACAGCCCUGAGGUGUUUUUCUGUUGCUGUGAGGGCAACAUGUGCAACGAGCGCUUCUUCUACUUCCCGGAGAUGGAGGUGACCCAGCCCACUUCCAACCCCGUGACCCCGAAGCCCCCUCUGUUCAACACCCUGCUGUAUUCCUUGGUGCCUAUCAUGGGAAUUGCAGUGAUUGUGCUCUUUUCCUUCUGGAUGUACAGACACCACAAGCUGGCCUAUCCCCCAGUGCUGGUGCCCACCCAGCAUGCCUUUCAUAUAAUGAUCGAGGAUCCUGGGCCUCCCCCACCGUCCCCACUGAUGGGUCUGAAGCCUCUGCAGCUCCUGGAGAUCAAAGCCAGGGGCAGGUUUGGGUGUGUGUGGAAAGCUCAGCUCCUCAAUGAAUACGUGGCAGUGAAAAUAUUCCCCAUCCAGGACAAGCAGUCGUGGCAGAACGAGUACGAGAUCUACAGCCUGCCGGGCAUGAAGCACGAGAACAUCCUGCAGUUCAUCGGCGCCGAGAAGAGGGGCAGCAGCAUCGAUGUGGACCUCUGGCUCAUCACGGCCUUCCACGAGAAGGGCUCCCUGACGGAUUUCCUGAAGGCCAACGUGGUGUCGUGGACGGAGCUGUGCCACAUCGCGCAGACCAUGGCGCGGGGCCUGGCCUACCUGCACGAGGACAUCCCGGGGCUCAAGGACGGCCACAAACCCGCCAUCUCCCACAGGGACAUCAAAAGCAAGAACGUGCUGCUGAAGAACAACCUCACUGCCUGCAUUGCUGAUUUCGGGCUGGCUCUGAAGUUCGAGGCUGGAAAAUCUGCAGGAGACACCCACGGGCAGGUGGGCACCCGGCGGUACAUGGCCCCGGAGGUGCUGGAAGGCGCCAUCAACUUCCAGAGGGACGCGUUCCUGAGGAUCGACAUGUACGCCAUGGGACUGGUGCUCUGGGAACUGGCCUCGCGCUGCACGGCCUCCGACGGCCCUGUGGAUGAGUACAUGCUGCCCUUUGAGGAGGAGAUUGGCCAGCACCCCUCCCUGGAGGACAUGCAGGAGGUGGUGGUCCAUAAAAAGAAGAGGCCUGUCCUGAGGGAGUGUUGGCAGAAACAUUCUGGGAUGGCGAUGCUGUGCGAGACCAUCGAGGAGUGCUGGGAUCACGACGCCGAGGCGCGGCUCUCGGCCGGCUGCGUGGAGGAGAGGAUCAUCCAGAUGCAAAAACUGACUAACAUUAUAACCACAGAGGACAUCGUGACUGUGGUCACAAUGGUGACGAACGUGGACUUUCCUCCCAAAGAAUCCAGUCUAUGAUAGUUGCACUGGUCAUGGAAGUGACCGCGGGACUCUUCGGCGGAGCUGCUCCGGCGCGCGGGCCGCCGGCGUCGCCGCCGUGCCGGCGGGAAGAGCGGAUGGUAAGUCUCUCUGGAACAUCACCAAGAGGUGUUUCUCCUUUGUUUGCCCCUUCCUCCUCCCCGGCGUGGAUCCAUGAGACUUCCUGCAUUCCCUGCUCACACCUGAAGGACGUGACCGGACCCCUCACGCGCCGACGAGGGACUCACAUGAAGAAUAUGGACCUGUCGGGGCUUAACGAGCGUUUUAAACACUGACACCCGACUUCUUAAUCCCUGGCAGAAGAGACUAAUUCCUUAAACGAACUGCUGUUAUUUUUUUUAAAUUCAAGAAAAAACAAAAACAAAAAACCAUUUCAUUUCAGAUUUAAAAAAAAAAAAAACGACAGAAGAAGAAAAACAAACCGACAAAAAAAAAGGGUAACUUUGUUUUUAUUGCAUUCGUCGUCGUUUCUAUCAAAAUGACUCGUUGUGACGCGACUACGACACAGCUUGUGAAUGUUCCGUGUGCUGCUGUUCCGUGUACAGAAACGAGAGGAAUCAAUGGGAUAGAGCAAAGAGGCUUCCAAGUAUUACUUAACCUCCCUCAAAACCAGGUAUACCUCAGUUCCACCUCCUAAAUUAUCGUCGACAACACUAAUUGGGAUAAUGAACCGCUCCGUGUUUUGUAAAUGAUGUUAUUCCCCGUCCCUGUGUUAUUUAAGAAGGGGAAGGUGCCCCCAGGAAUGGCCAUUCCCAGAGCCGUGUUUUUUAGCCUUUUCUUGUACUCGCUUGUUGUGUAUAAAAAAAAAAAAAAGUGCUGUUUAUUGAGAGAAAAAUUUUCCUUCCUCUUUUAGUUGAAAGCUUUUCCCUCCGUUUCCCAGAGUAUCUCAUCCAUUUAUUUAACUGAUACUAUUUAGGUUUGCUGUGUCUGAGGAAUAUUUGAAAACUUAAGCAUGACUUUUAUUUUUUUUUUUUAAUUUUCUGUGAGCUGUGACACUGGAAAGCUCUGAAUUCUUGUUCUUUUUUUUUUUUUUUAAAAAAAAAAGUCUUUUUUUUCCUAUUUAUGUUCGUGCCGAGGUCGCCGCGUGUUCCCUGUCCCAGCAAACAGUGGGGGCUGUGUCCCUGUUCCAGGAUCACCUCAGGAAGCUCAGUUCCCCCCCAGUUCCUCACUCUCUGCUUGGAAUAUUUGCAAUUCCCUCCACUCAAAGCUUGUGCCAUCCCACAGGAGUGCAGCUCACGCUCCCUGUGAUCCACAGGUUUAUCCUGGAGUCACACAAAGAGUUCUGGCUCCAGAUUCCAGGUGUGAAAUUUCAGGGAUAAUUAGUUGUGCUCACGAUAUGCAACGACCAUUCCGAGGUAACAAAUAUCCACAGCACAGACUCGCCAAAAAUGAGGAAAAACGUGGAAGUGGCUUUCCCAGCUCCAACACCGGAGUGCAGGAUGUCACACCUCGGGUUGGAAUUAGGGUGACUGGGAGCUGGGUGCCGCAGUGCUGCUCCCAGUGCUGGCUCACCACGUUUAUGGGAUCCUUCCCCCAAAAUUCCAAGUCCAAUAAAUGUUGGGAUUGGAGCACAGACCCGGCAGCGGCCCCCGGUGUGCUGAGUGUGUGUCCGUGUUCUCCCUGUCUGUCCAGUCCGUGUCUUUGGCAAACAGCUUUAACAGUGCAGCUGGGAGCUCACGGCAGGGGGGCUGGAGCGUGGAUCUGUGCAGCCCUGAGAGGGGACUUCUUCCCUGGGAACAGUGGGAUGGGAUGGAUACAGGGAGGGAGGGAAGGGCUGAUGUUCCACCCCGGGCUGUGUCGCUGUUGGUCACGUCUGUGCCUGAGGGACCUGCUCCGAGGGGACUUCGGGAAGGGGGAGAAUUCCACUUUGUGACACUUCCCUUUUUAAUCCAGUUUUAAUUUAACUUCCCCCAUACACAGGACAGGAAUGGAGUUCUGAACAAAUCCCAACCCACUUGUACUCCCUGAGACCUCUGGGCUCCCAAGGAGCAAAACUGGAGCAAACGGAGUUUAAUUCUGUGCUCCCUGAGAUCUGAUGCAAACCCCGAGCACGUGUAAAAUGUCCAUCAUUUGUGUCUCCCUCAAACUCGGGUUCUCACAGCACUUGUACCUCUGCCUUUUCACUCUGCCUUUGGCUGUCCCAGCUCAGUUCUUGUCCUGCUCCCAUUUCCUGGGAUUUAACAGCGUGAUGUAGCGUCCCUGAGAACAGGCUGCUCCUUGGAAAUGCUUUUGAACUGGUCAGACUGGUCUCCCCUGGGCUGUCCUGUCCAGCUGCUCCCACAGGGGUUGGGACAUGAAUUCUGCUUUCGCUUCUGGAGCAUUGACUGAGUUGAGCUGCCAGGGCAGGAUCCAGGGAGCCUGGUGCUAGGGAAUACCGUGGCACUGGCCCUGCCUGUCCCCUGGCUCCAAGUGCAGGGAUGGCCCUGGAGCGGCCCCUGAGCCCCCGGGGUUGUUUCUGUGUGAGAGGCUGAGAAGUUCCUGUUCCUGUCCCCGUCCUGCACGACUCUGCUCACGCUCCCCCUCAGCCCAGGCCCAGGGGGGUGUUCAACCAGCACUGCCAUUCCUGGGCUGUUCCCAAACCCCCCCAGAAACAUGGAAAUACCCAAGGCAGGCGGGUGCAGUGCUCCAAGGCCAGCUCUGGGUGUGACCAGCCAUGUCCUGCUCACCUCAGCACUGACACCACCCGUAGGGCCCCCCCUCUGCUCCUCCUCCAGGCUUUUGAACCUCUUGUAAGACAUUUCUGGUACAAAACACAGGAAGCUGCAAUACACAUCCAUGGGCAACAGGACUCCAGUAGCAUCCUUGAUGGAACAUCUGUUACCUCAGAUACUCAACCAGCAGGAACUGCUUUUGUUCUCCCUCCUCCUUUCAUUUUGUUUCAGUCCAUCUCCUCUUCGUUCCCUCUCGAGUUUGGGGAGCGAUUUCUUUACCUUUCCUCUCUGUAUUUGUCAGUGUUUUGGGCACAGGUUGUUGUACUACUGUCAAAAGGUACUUGCUGGGUUUCUGCAAGUGCUAAAAAAACCAACCAACCCCCCCCCCCAACCCUCAAUAAAGUGAUUGUUAAAUAUUGUACAAAUACAAAUGUAUACUCUGCCCUAUUCCCCCAACGGGAAAAUAAAAAAUGUGACUACUCUGA